AAAAACCUCUGAAUAAUGCGGGAAUAUAGACGUUAUCUUUUGUAACAUUAUGGGCCUGCUUGCGACCCGCGAACUCACACAGUAGCCGCGUACGUUUAAAGUAUCGUUGGUAGCAGUUCGUGUUUUAGUUCAUGUAAAGAAGGCGAUGCAGCAGAGCGCGCCACCGUAAUGGUCUCCACCACGUUAUAUGGGAGUUAUAGGGCCCUGCCUGCGACCCUGUCCUUCGGACUACGAAUCGUGUAUUUAUGAAUGGUUAUUAAUGAUAUCUUUUUGCCCACUCAGCUGAUAUACCCGAAGUUGUCCAAGAUAAACUUCUUAGCCUAGUUGGGAAGCUGUAGUACUUGGUCAAGCUGCAGAAAUAUCAAAAUAUGAGUACGAGUAUUAAUAGUCUUAAAAGCAUCUGCGAGCAGUACUGGCUGAUAAUGAGUCAUAUUUGUGCGUGCUCUGGCGUAUUUGAUGCAAUGAUUUGAUGACGUUGCGUAGUCGUAGUUGCGUAAAAUGAUGGAUUUGUUCUUUUGGUUGUGUUUUUUUUAUUUAUUUAAUAAUAUAUCUUCCAGAACUAUUGUUUUCAAGUGAUAUUCGGGAAAAGAUUCGAACCUUUUACUAAGUUUUUUGUUUUAUUUUAAAGGACACCUUUUCAAGCAGGUGUCAAGAUUCUUGCAUCCUGCUCGCUGUCAGCCACACUUUGCUCCAUUUCGAAUCUACAAUCGCUACGACACGAAAUUCUGUUUCUUGUGACCGUCAGUUCAUUGUCCGUUCAUUUUAUUUUGCUAUCGUGAAAAAUUUAUCUCAAUGUGAAGCUUGAAUCACAUCUACAAAGUAUGUUUUGCAUCGGAAAUUAGUAAAUCUAGAAAAAAGUUCACUCUUUCAUAUGAAAAGUAUAGACAAGAAUAAACAGCAUAAAUUCAAAAAGUUGAUUUCAGAAAUGGCUUGUUGGAAAACUGAUGAAGAUAUUGCCCGGGAUAUGGAUAUUUUGUCUGGAAUUCAAAGUUCUGAAGAAAAAAUUAAGUCUUAUUCAUCAUGGGGUAGAGGUCAAAAACUGAAUGUGCACAGUGAUAUCAACACAUUUCCAGAACCCCAAGAAAAGACAGAUGUUGAAGAAUUUAAAUGGUUUACAGAGGAGGAAACGCUUGGAAAACUUCCUGAUUCUAUUGGUCGGGGGAAAAGAUUGGAAAUUCUUAAAGCAAAUCUUUAUCGAAGCAAAGAAAUGGAAGUACAUGAGCAGUUGAGAGAAGUUAUGGGUCCUGGUUAUUCCAACGCAUUCAUUGAAGAAUCAUUUAAGAAGCGGUUAGGUUUGAAAAAUGAUCAGAAGCCUGCUUGUUCAGAUUUGUCUGUUGAUCAAUUUCAAGAUUCUGGACAGACUGAUAAUAUUGAUAACAUUGGUAAUUAUCAGAAUGAAUGUGUGGAUCCUAAAUCAGCAGAUUCAGAACCAAACCAUGUACCCAAGGUUAUCAAGAGCCGACGAAUCCAACGUCGAUAUCGAAAUGCUCUUUUGGAAAGUCUGGAAAGAAAUCCUGAAAAUACAUCUGUUAAAAAUGAACAGACUGAAAUAGGUGGUUCCUUGGCAACAAGAACUUGUUUGUUUGGAAAUAAAAGUUCAAAUAUCCCUCCUGCUUGUUAUUUACCUGGAAAAAACUUAGUAUCUUACUCACCGCAAAAAACUCAAGUUUCAUUUGAAUACAAAGAAUCGGAAUUUCCCACCUUAUAAGAUAGAUUUCGAUAUUUUAUUGGAGUGUUGUAUAUUUUUAAGUACAUUUUUAUAAAUUAAUUGAAUUUGUACUGUAUAAAUUUGCCAGAAUUUCAUUACAUGAUGCUGGAUACAAAAGUGAUACUUGAAAUUGAAAAUAAAAGCAUUCAAAAGAUUUCAUUACAGAUUGUUUAUUAGUGAAGCAGCAGUUCCUUAUCAUAGAAUUUGCAAUUGAACGUUGAAGUUGUAAAAUUAUUUUUCAAACAAAAAUGUAUCCUAUCUUUAUUUGGUGAAAGGUAAGCCAACAUAAUAGUUUGUUGCAUUUUUUUUUUUUUUAAAUUAAUAGCCAGGUAAUACUUUAGAAAUCCAAUGGCUGAAAUAUUUGACAUUAAUUUUCAAAGCUUAAAUCUAAUUCUUUGACAUUUUCUAUAAAAAUAUUGUACGUGCAUUUCUAUUUGUUCUGCUUGAAAUUUUUAUAACUUCAUUAUCGUCUAUCUCACCAGAGAAGAAAGAUUUGAAUAUUAGUAUUAUUAAUUAUAGAUAAUGCUGAAAAAAUUGAACAAGAUCUGAGAAAAUGAAGAUAAAAUGAAGCAGUUGAAUUCCAACUACAGCAAAUAGGUCAUGCAAUGUUUGAGAAUUCUGGAAAAAUAGUUUCUUUUGAUUAUGCCCUGUAAUACCCAUAAGUAAUGUGACUUCAUUUCAUGAGAUGCAUUCACUGUUUUAAAUGCUCUGAAAAGUCAUAAUCAUCCAUGGUACACUACUAUUACAACCAGAAAUAACGAUUAGAGAUGAAGAAAAAGACUGUAUUUGCAGUCUUGUUGGACAAAGUGCCAAGUGCAACUUAUUUAUACCGAAAGUAUGAAGUGUUGUUUGUUUGUUUGGUGGUGUGUUUUUAAUUUUUUUAAAUUUUAAUGUAAAAUCUAGAAAUUUAUUACAAGUGUUGAUUGACUAUAGUAAUCUGAUUUUCAUAACUCCACAAAUAAAUGUAAUUAGAAAUGCAUCCCAAUGUUGAAUAAAAUAUGUGUAUAAUUCUUGGAUCUGAAUCACUUUUAUAUUGAGUAUCAUGUAAUGUACCUCAGUGAAUUGUAUUCCCUUAGGUUUUGUUAAUUACAGUCCCUAUUGAAAUAUACUUUCUAAAGCUCUGAUGUAACAAAAGGUGUCCAGAAUAGCAGCUUCCAGUUUUUCUAAUGUAUUCCUUCAAAAUUUACUCGUGUUAAGCUUGUGAUAUCAAAUAGGUUACCAAAAAAUAUUGAUGUGCCUUGUGUCAAUCCUAUACAAAGUGGAUGACUUGUGUAUAACUUCAGUAUAACAGAAAAAUUAUUAAUCAAGAAAAAUGAAUUUAAACAAAGUUUUUGUGUUUAAGAAAUCUGGUCAUAGCAUAUAUUGUUUUUUUAUUAUUUUUUUUAUGAGAUUAGUAAUAAGGCCGGAUUCAGUUUGGAUGAAGUAAAGAAAUCAACAGCCUAUACUAGGGUCUGUUUGUGCAUAUAAGAAUGUAAAUGGUUUUUUGACAACAAUCUCAUUAAAAUAAUGAAAAAUGUGCUUCAUUUGAGCAUAAAUUAUAUUAUAUAAAUUAGAUUGAAACUGUUUUAUUUACAUAGUAAAAAUGGAUUUCAAAUGUGUAGCAGAGUGAAGUGUAUGAAUGUAAGCACGGAAAUUGAUUCAAAAUGUGGCAAAAAAAAAUUUAGUCACAUCCUCUCUGUUGACUUCAGGAGUUUUAACUCCUUAUUUCUUGUGAAUAAAAUCCUUCCAUUUUAGGAAAGAUGAUUGGUUAAUUCUUUCUGGUAUUUGGAGUGUAUAGUAGUAAUUUAAGGAAAUGUAUUUUUCAGUAGGAAUACCUUGAUGUUUCUUUUUCUGUACUGAUAUUUUCUUCAGAGAUUUUUAGAUAUAAUAGUGCAUAUGCUGGUUUUCCUGGCUGCUUCCUCUAAAUGACUUCCAGAACAUUUGUAAAAUGUAUUGCGCUUUAUUCUCAUACGACAUUGGGAAUAGAAGUGAACGUAUGUUCUUUCUAGAGCUCACAAAAACAAACCUACUGGUCAUUUCACAACAUCUCUGCUUUCUAGGUGAUAUCAGGGUUCUUGCAAGGAUUGGGUCACUGUUGUUUUUAUUUUACUGUGCUCUAACUUCUGAUUUUUAAUAUGUUUUGAUGUAUUUAAGGAGUAAAUUAUUUUUAUAGUAAACAAAAAUUACUGUUGUUAAAGAAUAUGAACAAAAUGAAUUAAAAGUAAUAUUGUAAACUAUUUUUUAGACAGCUAUUUAUUAAUGAAUUGGUUAUUCUCUUUCUUCUCUACAAAACAAAUUCAGUCAAUGUUAAACUUUUGUAAUAAGACUACUUGUUAACUAUUGGCUUCUAUUUCUCCAUCCGUUUUGUUCUUCAUCUUUAUAACAAUUAAAAUAACAAUCCAAAAGUUAAUUUUGGUUUGUUGAGUGGUAUUUUAAUCUUUUUUUUUUUUUCUCUCUCUCUCUUUUUCUUUUAACUGAGAGUUGUUUUUAGUGCCAGAUAUUGUUGUAACCAUACCUAUUUGAAGAGAAAUAUUACUUUCUCCAACAGCUGUCUAAAAAAAAAGUAUUCUUGGAACUGUUAAUUUCAGUAUUGUUGUUUUACCCUCAAAAACAAACUGAGAAACAUAGUGCCAACCUAGAAUAAAGAUUUAUUUGUAGGAAAAUUCUGUAUAAUUCACAUAUAAUUUUUGUCCAAAGGGGAUGAAAAAUUAGCAUAACGGAUGAGUUGUCAUUUAGUGAAGGUAUUGAACUGCAAUUAAUUAAAGAUAAUUGUUUUCCUAAAAAUGCAUUUGCAAUUUGAAAUCAUCUAUUGCAUAAAAAUGUUGUUAAACACAGAGUAUAAUAACAUUUGGGCUUAAACAUAACGCAAAGUAGGAUACAGGCUCCAAACCGUGCCAGUGAAUAUAAUCACAUCAUCACUCCUAUGUACAUUGGAAUCUUAAACUGUAUUCAAAACUUUAUAAAAUUGUCUUUAGAUGCAGUGAAAUCUGUGUGCAGGUGCUCACGCUUGUGUGUGUGUGUGUGCACAUGUGUGUGCAUUUAAGGUGAUGGGAGAUUUUAGGUGGUUCUGUGGUAAAAAGUCUUUGAAAAUCAUAAAGCAUUUUAAAUGUAAAAGUUAUUUAUAUAAGAGAACUCUCUAAUUUAUUAUUACUGUAAAUUUUGUUAACUAUUGAUUUGCAGUUGUUUGGAUUGAUGAAAAUGUUAAAUGGUCCUGAAUAUUGUUUUAAUAAAGAAAUUCCAUAUUUGAAAAUUUAGUUUCAUUUGCUUAUGAUGUGAACUUUAUGGAAUGUACUUGUGAAAAUCAGUGGUAAAGAAUUUCAAUAUGAAAUUAAAACAUUUUCGUGCAGUUUUGAAUUAUAUUUAUUGAAAUAGCUAGGAAACAGAUUCAAUGAAUUUUUGCUACUGAGUAAUUGACUUUCAGUAAAGAAGGACAGAAAAAGUGUCAACGAGCAAGAAUAUGAAAUGCUCUUGACCAAAAUACUGAUGCAAAUUAUGCAGUUUUGAAUGAAAAACUGUGCAAAUGUGAAUUUUUAUGUUAUGAUUCAAUGACCAAGUUUAACUGAAUGAACAUAUUUAUGUAAUUGGGGGCAGCAACAAUACCCUAUUCCCACAUCCAAAAUAAAUUAGAAUGUACCUCAGAGGUAGGCCAUUCUGAACUGUAGAAUAUUGCUGUGUGUUUUUUGCUAUUCCAAAUUAUUUUCAUACAGAAUAUCUUAAACUCCUAUCUUGUAGGACCAAGGAUAUAAAUAGAUUCAUA
Molecule: messenger RNA, 5444 nt
Organism: Gryllus bimaculatus (two-spotted cricket)
Lineage: Eukaryota; Metazoa; Arthropoda; Insecta; Orthoptera; Gryllidae
Source: the annotation of a GenBank genome assembly